Condylura cristata (star-nosed mole) is the source of this 8682-nucleotide messenger RNA. RefSeq names its product StAR-related lipid transfer (START) domain containing 4 (gene STARD4). The coding region runs from base 131 to 757 and encodes 208 amino acids. Gene Ontology annotation, cellular component: endoplasmic reticulum; cytosol. The record is from RefSeq and is a predicted model, not a curated record. The transcript is spliced from 6 exons. Gene Ontology annotation, molecular function: cholesterol binding; cholesterol transfer activity. NCBI's taxonomy places the organism in Eukaryota, Metazoa, Chordata, Mammalia, Eulipotyphla, Talpidae. Gene Ontology annotation, biological process: cholesterol import; intracellular cholesterol transport; cholesterol transport involved in cholesterol storage.
CCGCAGCUGCAGCGGGCGGGGAACCUCAGAGGGCUCUAACGGGUCGGUGGGUGUAGCCGAGAGCUUCAGAGCGGUGCUGGUCCGUCGCGCCUGGAGUUCGUGCGUGGGCUCGCUUCACCUCAGGAAAAAAAUGGAAGACCUGUCUGAUGCUGCUGCUUUUGCGACUAGACUUAAAAACACUCUUAUCCAGUACCAUAACAUUGAAGAUGAUAAAUGGCGAGUUGCUAAGAAAAUGAAAGAUGUCACGAUUUGGAGAAAACCUUCAGAAGAAUUUAAUGGAUAUCUCUUUAAAGCCGAAGGUAUUAUAGAUGAUGUUGUCAAUAGUGUCAUAGACCAUAUACGCCCAGGGCCCUGUCGCUUGGAUUGGGACAGCUUAAUGACUUCCUUGGACAUUUUAGAGCAAUUUGAAGAGAAUUCUUGUGUGAUGCGUUAUACUACUGCUGGUCAGCUUUGGAAUAUAAUUUCUCCAAGAGAGUUUGUUGAUUUCUCCUACACUGUGGGCUAUAAGGAAGGACUUUUAUCCUGUGGAAUAAGUCUUGACUGGAGUGAAAAAAGACCAGAAUUUGUGCGUGGCUAUAACCAUCCCUGUGGUUGGUUUUGUGUACCACUUAAAGACAACCCAAACCAGAGUCUUUUGACAGGCUAUAUUCAGACGGAUCUGCGUGGGAUGGUUCCUCAGUCUGCAGUGGAUACAGCCAUGGCAAGCACUUUAAUCAGCUUUUAUGCUGAUUUACGAAAAACCUUGCAAAAGGUGUAAAACUUGUAUUUCUCCUAGUCCCCUGAAGCAUCUACUUUUUGGAGCUACAUUAGAUGUAAAAAAAAUCAUCCUUUUUUGCCCUUCUCAUAGCCUCUAGAAAACAAUUGAGAUGUUUUUGACUUAUUUUAUUCCUAAAGUAAGUAGCUAUAGAAGACAGGGCAUUUUAGAUUUUGCAAACACUUAUUUGCACAUUUUUAUAUGGCAAUGCAUCCAGGGAUGGGAGUAUGACAGAAGUCACAAAGAGUAGAUACAUGCACAAAGAGUAGACACAAACAUAUAAGAGCUUGAAUAGUGCCUCAGUAUGAAUAUUUUGGCUGCUGAGAAAUUAAAGAAAAUACAGCUUCAUGCUUUGUAGUUAAAAUUUACUUAGCUUUAUAAACAUUUUGUAAAUAUUUUAAUUUUCUUGGUAUGCUCCAUGAGUUUGCCAAUAUCUUAAAAAGAAACCCCUACUCUAUAUUUUAUUAAAAAAUGAACUUCAUUGUCCAUUGAGUUCCACUACUUUAAGUAUUGAAAAGACCAUGUAUAAAAAAAGGAUACCACAGUAACUUCAGGAACAAUUCAAAUGCAACUAAGUUUUGAUAUUUAGAAGGCAUUAUUUUGUGAAUAUAUUUAAAAAAUAUAUAUUUGUAUCUUUUGUGAAUUUAAUUUGGAGUCUUAAAAGCAUUUAUUCAUGAAUAAAGCAGUACAGAAAACUGUCACAUAUGUGCUGGAAUCACCACAUUGAUUGUGAAGUAGUCUUGGGUAUAUGAAAGGAGUGGUUGUACCACCACUAGAAAAUGAUCACUCUAGAAAGUCACAUCCAAUGUUUUGUGCAUGUUUCAGUUUAAAAGGCAUCUCUCAGCUUGCAGAAUAUCCCUAACUGCUUUAUAAACUUUACAAUUGCGAUAUAAUUUCAGUCUGAAAUAUAACAAUUGCAUUUAUAGGUGUAUCCAAAUGUCUAACUAGAGUGAGUCAUUUCUUACUGGAAUGGACUUUAAUGAGUCCUCUGAUUCUGUGGCUGCCUUAAAUGAACAUUCCUAAAUGACUUUAACAUUCCGAAUAAAUCUCUUGACAUUUGAACUGACCACCCAGUUUACCUCUAAAGUGAAAAUCAAGGCAACAGUAUGUUUUAUGCAAAUCUUUGUAGGCAUUUAUGUCAGUGUACAUGCAUACAUCUUGAAAUCCGCCUCAAUGUUCUAUUUGAGUUCAUUAUGUGUUAUCAGUAUUGUUACUGCUUUUCAACUGAUUGCUUUGUUUUUGGGUUUUUUUUUUUUUUUUGGUUAAUAUGAGUUGAAGUGAACUCUAGAAAUAUUUAUAUGUUGAACUACAAAAAGCACAAGAAUGCAUUGUGAUUAAAUGAUGGUAGAUAACAUUUCAAGAACUGAAAAUGUACAAAUGACCUUAUAUUUUUAACUUGCUAAUAGCCUUUUCUGAGCUGAUUGUAACUUUGAGUUGCUGGAUUUAUUUGCUGCUUUUUAACUUUUGCAACAGGGAAAGAAAACUUGGUAGUUUAGCUUUCAGCUUCCCAUGGAAAUUGUUAAGUGUUGAUUAUGAUUUCACAAGUUUUUUUAAUUGGUCUUAUUAGUGUAGUAUAGGAGUUCUCUUAUAUUCCAGUAUUUGUCAAGAUGUUGAAAUACCAGCAGAGACCCAAAUAGAGGGUAAUUAGAUUAAAUGAAGAAUUUGUGACAAAGAUAUACAUUAUAUAUGGGCUGUUGUUUCCUGAUCUGGGUGUCCCUAAAGGCAAAUAAAUUGUCUAACUCAGUACCCUAAUGUUCCCUUUGUCAUUUUCAAACUGUGCCUCCAAUUAAUGAGUACAUAUCUACUGUUGAAGUAACCCACUACAGGUAAAAUGGAAGUUAUGGGAAAAAAAUUCUGUUGCACUAUUGAAUCAUAUGAUAGAUUGAAAAAUUAUAUUUGAAUUACCUGAAAUUUAUAUGUAGCUUUUAGAUGGCUAUUUAAACCAGCUGAGCUAUAGCUCUGUCCUUUAAAAUUAAGAACAGCAAAACAACCCAGCUUUCACUAGGGUAUAACUUACAUAUUAUACAGUUUACUAGUUGUAAGUAUAUAAUCCAGUUACUCCUGAAUACUUAUAUAGUUAUGCAGAAAUCACUACAGUCCAGUUUUAGAAAAUUUCUGUUACCCAAUUAGAUUCAGUUGCCUGCUUGCAAUCAUAUUUAACCAAAAAUAUUAAAGUAAGCCUUACUUGGUUUUGUUUUUAAGAAUAAAGGUAUAUUUGAUUCUAAGCUCAGGAAUCUUGUGACAAUAUAUAUUAAGUAUGUUAUCUCAAAUACCAUACUGAUAGAAAGCUUUAUUUAACAAUAUAAAAAAAUCAUUAAAAUAGCUUGCAUUCUUUUUUGUACUAAUUCUUUGAGUUCUGGUGUAUAUUUAACUAAUUUAGACUAACCACAUUUAAAGUGCUCAUUAUCCACAUGAAGCCAGUGCUGUGUAUUAAGUAGCACAAUUCUAUAGUAUAUGUAUGUAUGUGUGUGUAUGUGUGUGUGUGUGUGUGUGUGUAUAUAUAUAUAAAGUCUUUCUAUAAUACGAAGUAGAGCGUUUUAUGGGAUUACUCUCAAGUACAAACUACUUUAUCUUCUGGAACCUUCCAUGCUGCCUAAAUAAGGACUUCUGAACACUAGAAAUAUAUCAGUAGUUAUCAAUAAAAGUUAUAACCAAAAAUACUUUCCUUGAAAGAUAAUUUUAUAAAACAGUUAAAUGAAGUCAAAGAAUAUAAACUACUUUAUUUUAUGUAUGUGAUUAUUUUCUCCAACUGAUAGCUAGUUUGUAUCAAAAAUUCACAUAUGCAAUAAAUAUGUCAGUACAUUGAGAUUUUUUUUUUUUAGGAGAUCAGUUUCCCACCAGAUAAAGUAUCAUCAGUAAUACUUUUGCAUGAAAUAUCCAUAUUGAUAACUCAUGAUUAAACCAUUGAACUUUAACACAUACUUAACAAAUGUGAGGAUUUAUUAUCCUACGGUUAUAUUUAACUGUUAGAAUAGAUUGUAAAUGUUAAAAAUCUUCAUUUCUGUGUUCAUUGAGGUCGAAUAUAUUUGAAAUUGUACAUUUCUGUAAGAUUAUCUCCUAGUAGAAAAAGUCCUUUCUGUCCUACUCCCUCUACUAUCUAACUGAAAGAUAUAACACUCAGCUUGAAUUAAAUGAACAUUUUAAGCUAAAAAGUCAGAUUCAGGUUGCCUCUGGAGAAGAUAGGAAAAUUUUGUACAAUUUGAGCCUCUUAGGUCUGAGUAAUUCCCUUUGAUGUAAAUACGAACUUUACUUUUAUAUUCAAGAGCCUACUACCAUCCUCACAAUCAGUUGUUUAAAUCAAGUUUCUUUUAAAUAAAUGUAUAUUGUAACUAUAUCUCAAUUCUAUGGAUAAGUUAAUAAGACCCAGAGAAGUUAAAGGACUUGGCCAGAUUUCCAUGUGUCAUGUGUUUUCUUGAUCAGUAUUCUAUAUUUUCUUAGUUAACUUCUCAUUUAACUAGGUGAUAACACAAUCUGACCAUAAAGGAUGUAUUGGAUUAAUCCCAGAGCACUGGAAGUUAGAAUUAGAAUUUCUUCAUUAUUUACUGUUUCCAAAGAUUUACAUGUAUAGUUAAAUAAAAAUUCACCUGAUGCAAUUCAACAAAAGUUGUGCUAUAUAGACACUUUGUUUUUUAAUCCCUAAUUUUAUGUUACAAUAUGUAAAAAAGAACAUUUGUUAAAUAAAAGUAUGCGUUAAUAUGAAUAAUGUAUAUGUAUUUUAAAAUUACUUACUGACUUGGUAAGUUUUUCUCUAGCAUUUCCCUUAAUUCCCUAAAUCGAGAAGUUUUUAUUUAAUGUGUCUUCUCAAUAAAACAAACAUUUUGGACCUAAGGGUAGGUAGUAGCAAGCUGAGAUUUUUUUAUUUUUUUAGAUUUAUCUUAUUUAUUUAUAAAUACAGUAACUGGGGUGCAAAGCAGAGAUGUGGGAAAUGAGAGAGGAUUCCUCAGAGGCAGAGUGGGGAGCAGAACAGGCAGGCAAGACAGAUGUCUGUUGGGCCGUGUAUGUAAGCUCCCUGGCAGGGAUGAAGCUUGUGCUGCAGUGGCUGCCCAUAACUUCUUAGUGCAAUACUGAGGGUAAGCUCUGCUGUUUCUUUACCUAUUUCACCCGCAGACAUUUCACAUAAUUACUAAAUGAUUGAGUGGCCAAGUUUUAAGGCUUUCAGAUCUUUUUACAACUUGGUGCUGACAGCUUCUUUCGCGUUUUUCUUCCUUCCGUUACUGGAUCCUAUGGGUUUAGAAACAUUUUAUGAAGUGAGCACUGAACAUCUUUUGACCCAACAACAGUUCCAUGAUGGAAGAAAGAUCAUUGAGAUUGGAUUAUUUGCAGUUAACCAUAAAUAUGAAGAUUUUAUAAAAAUACUUGUGCUGUAGUGAUAACUGAUACUAUGAUUACAACUUUAUACAAAAUGUUAGAAAUGUUCAUUUACUUUCACACUUUUAUAUUUUUUUUACUAGUUGCUACAGUUCCCUUGCCCCAGUAAAAUGAUUUUCCUGUGUGAAAACACUGUGGUAAGAGUUGGGCAACCAGAUCUGUUCUCUUAAUGAGCCUCUCUGUGACCUUAGCUAAGUCGUCAUCUUUCUGGCUGUCACUUUAAAUAAAAUGAGCUUGCUCGAUUAAAUAAUUACCAAAGUCCUCUUUUGACACUAAUGAUUUUACGAUUGUCAUGUAUAUGUUAAAAAUGUUAUGAAAAUAAAAGUAUAAUUUGUUGAGAGUGGGGAAACAUUCAAGAAAUGAUUCAAUUCCACAUUUCAAAUGUGAGGGAAAUGUUCAUUGUGUCAUUCCUGUGGAAUGUGGAACACUUGUGUAUUGUAGCAUUCAGAUCACAGAAUACAAAGUUUUGGUGUGCUCUUUGAGGAUUUAUUGUCAUACUGUACAUGCAAAUUGCUUUACAGAUUUCCCAGCAGCAAAUACAUGUUUCUUUUGGCAUAUUCUAAUACAUCGGAGUGAAUUUACACAAAUAAUGGUCUCAGAUCAAUUUCAACAGUUAGUCUGCAUCCAUUUACCUUGUCAUAUAUUAUUCCUUCCUGUCCCCUGGACAACACCAAAGAGUAAGUAUAGCCAUUUAAUCAGUUUAACCAACCUGAGGCCAGGAAGAAACUACAUCUCAGGCUUUCACAUUUUCUGCCUCAGACUUUAGGCAGCUGAGAAUGCCAACAGCUAUUGUAUCCCAUCCUUACUGUUUUGAGCCAGGACUCAAAACAAUUGCCACUGAAAAAUUUGGUAACUCAAUCAAAAGCAAAUGGGCAUGAUUUUGAUGAAUUCUUUACAAGCAUUUUCUGUAUUUACAUCUGUGGCCAGGUCAGACUUAACAUAUUUACCUAAAAAAUACUGUAAUACGAAGGAAUCAAUUAGCACCAUUUUGACAGGUUUUAAAAAAUGAAACGUUAAUAGCUGCUGCUUUAGUGCUUUCAAUCAGCAGUUGGAAAGAUAGCCUGUACUUUUGGCUGUGUAAACUGAAAUUUUCUUUGUUUUAUUGUCCUCCAGAUCCAGCAUACACUUGUUUUUGGUUAAUGACUUGCAGCCUAAAACUAUUGGAGACAUAUAUUUCCAAUUUUAACCUACUCCAUGCUGCUUUUGAACUAUGUAUGCCCUAGUAGUCAAAACACUUGGAAAUCCAGGAACACAAGUUUCUCCUCUUAAGAAAACUAGGAAAAGUAAAUCAGAUAAUAUCACAUAAGCCUGAAAAAUCUUAGUGGGAAGUUAUUACCUACCAGUACUUCUGUAUUUGUGUGUUCUCUGUAACUGUAUCAGUGUCUCCAUAUUUUAACUUUAACUUUCCUUUUAUCACUAAGAUGACAGUUAAUUUGCACAAAGAAGGGUAUGUAAGGUGGCAAAAGAAUGGGAAGAAAGAAAUUGACAAAACUAGCUUGAUGUUUAGGGAAAGCUGUUCUGGAAAGGUCAGAUUUGGUUGAGACUUAGUUUUGUACAUGUUACCUUUUGAAGCCUAAAUUUUGAGGUAUGAAUGCCAUCCCCACAGCUGUAUGGGGAUUCCUUUUUCUGCUUAGAUAACUAAUGGAUGACAGAAAUCUUAAGUUGGGCCACCACUGGCAAAGCUUUGGCAAUUAGGUAAUUUUCUAGGGACAUAUUAAAGUGCUGUCAGACUGACUUAGAUAAACACUACAGUGAAGACCAAGCCAAUGUAAUAUUUGCUUUUGGUAACUGAGGUUUUGCUUCAUUUUACGACUUUGUAAAAAUGUCUCUUAAGAUGUUGAAUGAUUAACUUCUCUUAGGGAGUACCACAUUGGCUAAGUAUGGAGGUGAUCACAGAAGACUAGAUGCUCUCGGACUGUAGUGUCUACUCACAGUGAGAUCUAAUUUAACUUACCACAAGAUCUGAGCCUCUUCUACAGACUUAGCAACACUUACACACGGAGAAUUUCAGCCUUUCGCACAAUAUUAUUCCUUCACUUUGCCUUGCAUUUUUCCACUCUAGAUCUCUCAGCCAGACAUGGUACCCCUGUACCCCUUUACGUCUACCUGCAAAACUCACAAUCCUUAAUAUCCAGCCUGUUUUCCCAUGAGUUUUCUUGAUCAUUCCAGGCAAAAGGGAACUUUUUCUUCUUUCUAUCCCUAGAGAGCCUAUUGCCCACUUACACUCAGCACACAUUACCUUGGGACACUUUCUUUGCAAUGAUACAGUUCACUCCUAGAGGGUAGCAUAGGGUUUAAUUCACCUCUGAUCCCUCCAUUGCACAUAAUGGUGGAAAUGGGUUCCUGAAAUGGGCUAUUCUGGAAGCUUGUUAAUUAGCGGAUACUGUUCAAGUGUGUUUGCAAUGAAGGUCUAAUAUCUCCUGGAGUAUGCUGUUUAGUUUCUAGUUCCAGGAAGAAAAUUAAUUAAUUUGGUCUAUCACUUCUAAGGCAUUAAAGUCCAUUAACAAAAGAUUCUGAGCAAUCAAGAAAAAUGAGCAGGUGGAAAUGUGGACCUAAUAUACAUAGUACUACCUCCCCUUGCUAGCAGACACACAUCUCUUUGGUUCCUGAGUUUUGUAGUGUAGCCGAAUAGCCACGUUGUAUUAUUUGCUGCAACAGUUUAAAGAAAACUGUUUAAUUAGAACCGUGAUAUGUUUAGUUAUUUAUAAUACACUGCUAGUGAGAGCUUUCUACUCAGUAUUCAUUUGUAACAUUUUGGUUAUUCAAAAUCAAAUCAAGUUCAUACAUGCCUAUAUUUCUCAAUAUCUGGAUCAUCUGCUUCCUUGAAGGCAGAUAUUUUAGAAAUAACAUUUUCUCUGUGACAGAAAUAGACUAAAAGAAGGGCCCCUUCUGGAUUCUAAAUAUGUAAGAAAAGAUUUUACUCAAGGCUUUCCUUUUCAAUGAAAUACAUAGUGCUCUAAAGGGCACAUGGUCAGAAAAGUAGCUCUUUUACAGAAUAGCUCAUUUCCUGAGCUAUUAAUCAACAAAACAUAGUCAUCAAAUACCACAAAGUACAUUAUUUCCUAAACAUGAUUACAUGAAAUCCAACUGAUAUAAAUUACUUGAGAACACUCUAUCACAAAGGGAUUCUCUUUUAGCUCGCUAAGUAACAGCUGCAAUUGAUAUAAAUUGUGAGCAGAUACUAGUGCCAGGUGUCAUUUGCAUGAUUUUAAAUACAAGAGUUACAUUUAUAGGGCUUCCAUAAAGUCAUGCAGUCAUUCUCAAGCAAUUCAGUUUAUACUGUUUUUUCAUAAAUGAUACAAUUUUGAAUUUUUAGUUUUGUAGGGAAGUUUUACUAUUAAGUUAUACACUUAGAAUAAUUAUUGUUGUAAGACCAUCUACAUCAGAAUGCAACUUUUCUAACUUCUAAGAAGAAAAUAGAAGUAAGAACUUUAAGCUAAGUAGAAAAAAAUCGGGAGUAAUGAGUGUAUAUUUUUAGAGGUUAUUAAAAAGGCACAGGGUGCCAUGAAAAACCAGGAUUAUCUAUUUUUUUUCUGUAAAAGGUUAAAUAUUUUGCACAU